AGCUACAGUCACCAUGUCUGGAAUUGGAGACAACUGGACCACUUCCCAGCGCCGUUCCCAGCGCACUACCCGUAGCGCUGCCCAGGGAGGUCAAGACUUUUCCGAAGAGAUCAAUGAAGAUAUGUUGGCCACUGAUCCCAAUUCUCAGGCCCAGAGAUGGGAAUCCAAGAAGUACGCUCAGCGCACCCACCUGGACGACCAGGUUGAGGCUGGUGGCAUGGGCUCCUCAGGCUCCCGUAACCUGCAGGGUGGACAAGGUAUGAAAGGCGUCGAGGACACCUCUCGUACUUCCGGAGAGGGAAUGGGCGGUAUGCAUAAUGAGGAAGCCACCGGGGCUUACCCGAGUGCUUCAUCUCAGGGCCAAUACCAGAGCUCUAGGGCCACUGAUGACCCUGGCGAGGGUAUGUCUGGGCUGAGUGGCAAGAAUCAGGGAUACGGUGAUCAGGGCUAUGGAGGCCAGAGCUACGGAAACCAGGGCUACGGAAGCCAUGCUGGUAGUGCUAAUCCACCAGAACACCAAGAGACAGGCGGCGUUCUUGGUUCCCUUGGUGAGAAAGUAAAGGGAGCUAUGGGUGAUGUUAGCAAGAAGGCUUCCAAGUUCAGCGAGUAA
Microsporum canis CBS 113480 is the source of this 610-nucleotide messenger RNA. RefSeq lists its product as uncharacterized. The transcript is spliced from 2 exons. Lineage: Eukaryota; Fungi; Ascomycota; Eurotiomycetes; Onygenales; Arthrodermataceae. The record is from RefSeq and is a predicted model, not a curated record. The coding region runs from base 14 to 610 and encodes 198 amino acids.